This is a messenger RNA of Brugia malayi, 2310 nucleotides long. RefSeq lists its product as uncharacterized. Gene Ontology annotation, molecular function: ATP hydrolysis activity; DNA binding; ATP binding. Lineage: Eukaryota; Metazoa; Nematoda; Chromadorea; Rhabditida; Onchocercidae. The record is from RefSeq and is a predicted model, not a curated record. The coding region runs from base 1 to 2310 and encodes 769 amino acids. The transcript has 17 exons. Gene Ontology annotation, cellular component: nucleus.
AUGGAUCCAGAUGUUUAUAAUGAGAUUGCAGAUUUUGCAGACAGUUCCUUGAAUUAUGGAAAAAGUGAUGCGCAAAGUAAUUCUUCUGUGAAUAUUUUGAACAACAUCGUAAGGGGACUGCCAAAACGGAUAUCGGCACCUGAUAACUGUGAUGCACUUGAUUGGCAUAUGCGAGUAAACUGCGACAAUAAUGAGAAAGAACGCGAUGUGAAACGAAAAAAUAUUGGCGAUGAAAUGGUUGAACGUCUUACACGACGCAUUUCAUGGGCUCGAAAAAGGCGUCGCUUAACAGACUUACAAACAGAUGAAAAGACAGAACAAAAUGUAUCAUUAGGAUCGAAAAAAAGCGAAGUGUUGUUAUAUCCACCGCGUGGUGGUGCACCAUGGAUUGGUUUUACAGAUCCUACGGAACUGCAAAGAUUCUAUAUAGUGUUAAGAAGUGCUGAGCAAACAGUUCAUAACGGUGGCGGUGAUAAAUCACGAAUUGGUACUUUGAAGUUUGGUUUCACCGAAAAAGUGUUAAAUUCUGGAUUUGAUUUUGAGGUUUCUAGCAUUGUUUCCGAAGAUACGGAAGAAGGGUCUGCGUUCAUCCAAGAUAACUUGUGGGUUGAGAAAUAUGCUCCGCACACUUAUGCUGAUCUCAUUAGUGAUGAGACUGUGAAUCGUUUGUUGCUAAAUUGGUUAAGACUGUGGGACGAAUGUGUCUUUCAUAAGGUUGUUUCGGAUAUCGUCUUGAGAGACGCGUCAAAUCAACAACAAAUCAUCUUGAGCAAUGAAAAACCAAGGCGCCCGUCACAUAAAGUAGUGCUCCUAGCUGGACCUGCCGGUACUGGUAAAACUACACUAGCAACUUUGGUAGCACAACAUGUCGGAUAUCGAGUAGUCAGUUUGAAUGCUAGUGAUGAGCGGAAUACUGCAGAUUUCAAAAAGUGCUUUGAAGAUGCUUUAAGAACUACAAGAACUCUGGAUGCAGAUUCUAAACCAAACUGCCUUAUUUUGGAUGAAAUAGAUGGCGCACCUACGCAAUCUAUUCAUUAUUUGUGUAAAGCUGUAGCUGCAAUUGGAAGACAUGCGCUUCGACGACCAGUAAUAUGUAUAUGCAACAAUCUGUACACUCCCUCUCUUCGCGAAUUACGAUUAACUGCUUUAGUGUUGCAGCUGUCGAGAACUGACGAAAAACGUUUAACCAAAAGGCUCCAAGAGAUAUCAAAACUGGAACAUCUGAGAGUUGAAUCAAGUGCGUUGUCGGAAAUUAUUGCUGUAUGCUCAAGGGAUCUCCGUUCCGCAAUCAACAACCUGCAGUUUAUUGCAUCUAGAAAUUGCACCAAAGUAGAUCGAAAAGCCGUUCUUAAGUUUUGUAAUCGUGAGAAGCAGUUCGGUGACAAGUCAUUGUUCGAUUCAUGGGCUUCAAUUUUCGAAAUUUCGCGACAUUUGGAUGCAAAUGGCCGUAUUCAAGGUGUGGCUUCACGGGUCAAACAAAUUACACUUAUUUCGGAGCUGCAUGGAAACGAAACUGAUCGUUUCUAUUUGGGACUUUUCGCCAAUUAUUUAAAAAGCAAAAGUGCCACUGUGCUGAUGAAUACUGCUAUGGCUAUUCAUCAAUUAUGUUAUUAUGACCGAAUAGUUACAUCCGCGAAUAGUGUCCAGGAUUACAGUCUUCUGAAAUAUUUGUCCGCUGUAUGCAUCAGUAUGCAUAUGCUUCUAUGCUGCAGGGGUCGAACACAUUUGAGCUUUCCAACGGACUAUCACAGUGCAGUACAGCGUUAUGAGCAGUCUGUUGAAAUAAUAGAAAGCAUGCGAGCUGGAGCAGCACAGAAAAAUCUUUCAUUGUCAACAAUUGCACUCGAAAUUUUGCCUUAUCUCAUCAGUAUUGUGCAACCAGAUUUCAAGCCGAUGAAUGUCCAAUUGUAUAGUGUUCGAGAACUAAAUGUUUUGCAUUCGAUUAUUAGCAUCAUGCGUACAUAUUCUCUUACCUACGCCUCUGUUUUGCACGAUGAAUCCGUCAGUUUUGUUUUUAAACCUGCUAUUGAACAAUUGGUUAUGUUUACCGAUGAUGAUGCAUGCUGCAGUAAUCGAUCCCCAAAUACAUUGUCCGUUGCUGCGAGACAGUUAAUAGCACAUGAGAUUGAACUGGAAAAGGUGCGAAAUGUAGAUGCUUUAGCUAGCGAAAUUGCUGCUAAUUUACCAGGGAAGAAGGAAGAACUGAUUAAGUCUGGCAAGUUUGGCGCAGGAAUUAUUUUAUGUUAUAACUCGGGAUCAUCAAGUGCCAUAAGACGACGAAUUAUGAUAAAAAAUUUGUUCUCAUCCUAA